UUCAACCCAACGCCCAACAUGCGCACAUCACGCAUAUCCCGGGACACCUCCGCCGGAAUGAGCGCCCUGUCCUCUUCUCCGCGCCGGAGACGCCUCUCCGCCCAGCUUCAUCAGACGGCGCGCGUCUCGCGCUACGCUGCAACCACGGAUCCCUCCGCGCCGAUCAAACACGAUGCGUCCACCUCCGACUCUGAUCUGUCUUCUGUUCCCUCCGACUUCGACGAAGCGCGCGGGACCGAGGCCAAGGCGGCGGAUGUCGCACCGACAUUGCAAUCGUCGCGCAAACGCAAGCGCGGCGAUGCCGGCGCAAAUGAAGACAUAGGCGAUCCCAAUGCGGCGGGCAUAGCCGCUGCGGCUCAGGCCUCCCGCACGCGGGCCGGCCUCGAGGCGCAUGAUGGCAUUGUGAAUCCUACGGCGGCCGCGAAGAAGGCCCGUCGCGCUCCGGCGAAGAAGACGGUUGCCGCGGGUGGCGCAGUUGCCGUGGAGCCGCCUCGGAGCUGGGAGGAAAUGUACAAUCUCACGGUGGAGAUGCGCAAAAAGGUGGUGGCUCCGGUGGAUACGAUGGGCUGCGAGCGGUUGGCGGAUGAGACGCGCCCUCCGCGCGACCAGCGGCUGCAGACGCUGAUUUCGCUGAUGCUGUCAAGCCAGACGAAAGACACGGUGACGGCGGCGGCGAUAAAGAACCUGCAAGAGAAUCUGCCGGGUGGCUUUACGCUCGAGAGCUUGCUGAAGGUCGAGCCGGAGCUGCUGAACGAGCUCAUUCUCAAGGUUGGCUUCCACAACAACAAGACUAAAUACAUCAAGCAAACGGCCGAGAUCCUGCGCGACAAAUUUGACGGAGACAUACCCGACACGAUCAAGGGCCUCAUAUCGCUGCCUGGAGUUGGCCCCAAGAUGGCGUACCUGUGCAUGAGCGCAGCAUGGGGGCGGGACGAGGGCAUCGGGGUCGACGUUCAUGUGCACCGCAUCACGAAUCUUUGGGGGUGGCACAAAACACGACAGCCGGAAGAGACGAGGGCAGCACUCGAAGCCUGGCUACCCCGCGAAAAGUGGCACCAGAUCAAUCAUCUGUUGGUGGGCUUUGGACAGACAAUAUGUCUGCCACUGGGCAGGAAAUGCGGAGAGUGCGCGCUUGCGGAUCGAGGUCUUUGCCCGGGCGCUGUUGUCGGUAAGAGCCAGAAGAUCAAGAAAGAGAAUGUUACGGUGAAGGAUGAGGGGAGCGAUGGUGACGUCGCGGAGAGGGAGGUAGAAGAUGUCAUAAAGGUUGAAGACGAUGUCAAAGCGGAGGAUGUUCCAGCAAAGAGCAUUGUGGAUAUCGAGGACAUAGGCUUGUCCAGACCGAGGCGGUCGAGGAGAACCGGAAAGUAAGCGCGGCGGGGACAGCUGACGUCCUACUCUUCAGCUGAAGUCGGAAUGCCUCAUCCCAUUUCCAAUGCUCCAACAACCUCUUUGGCUGCUGCCUUCAUGUAUGUCGGAAGAGAUGAUCGUGCGUUGUGUAACAUGCAAGGUAAGGCUGUUGAUUGCUGUUGGUUGGAAUUGUGAGAAUUCACUCGAUUAGAACGGAUGCCUUGCAAUCUGCAUCCGCAUGCAUCGUGGGUUAGCUACAUACGGUAACCUGCUUUGCCUCGCAGCCAGAUGCGCCGCUUGUUUAUCAACUUCCGGCGCGUACGGCUCCUUGCGCAGAGAUGUACCACGAGGACAGUAGCUCAAGGUACAAAAAGUGGGUUUAGUUAAUUAUGGCAGCAAGAGUCUCCGGAGCUUUGCAAUACUGGCC
Aplosporella prunicola CBS 121167 is the source of this 1774-nucleotide messenger RNA. RefSeq lists its product as uncharacterized. NCBI's taxonomy places the organism in Eukaryota, Fungi, Ascomycota, Dothideomycetes, Botryosphaeriales, Aplosporellaceae. The coding region runs from base 19 to 1368 and encodes 449 amino acids. Gene Ontology annotation, molecular function: DNA-(apurinic or apyrimidinic site) endonuclease activity; DNA binding; oxidized pyrimidine nucleobase lesion DNA N-glycosylase activity. The transcript has a single exon. Gene Ontology annotation, cellular component: nucleus. Gene Ontology annotation, biological process: base-excision repair, AP site formation; base-excision repair; nucleotide-excision repair. The record is from RefSeq and is a predicted model, not a curated record.